Orycteropus afer afer is the source of this 2442-nucleotide messenger RNA. It is a transcript of the gene ITK, whose product is annotated as IL2 inducible T cell kinase. Gene Ontology annotation, molecular function: non-membrane spanning protein tyrosine kinase activity; protein binding; ATP binding. The record is from RefSeq and is a predicted model, not a curated record. Gene Ontology annotation, biological process: intracellular signal transduction; NK T cell differentiation; B cell receptor signaling pathway. NCBI's taxonomy places the organism in Eukaryota, Metazoa, Chordata, Mammalia, Tubulidentata, Orycteropodidae.
UUGCCUUUGAACAACUCUCAGAAGGCCAACUGCCUCUCCAUCAUAUUCCUUGCUCAGAAGCUCUUUCCUCUUGCUGUGCUAAGGGGUGAUGCUCAAGGCACAUCACUUUUCAAGAGUAAGAUCAUGAACAACUUUAUCCUUCUGGAAGAACAGCUCAUCAAGAAAUCCCAACAAAAGAGAAGAACCUCUCCCUCGAACUUUAAAGUCCGCUUCUUUGUUUUAACCAAAACCAGCCUGGCAUACUUUGAGGACCGCCAUGGGAAAAAGCGCACAUUGAAGGGCUCCAUUGAACUUUCCCGAAUCAAGUGUGUCGAGAUUGUGAAAAGUGACAUUAUCAUCCCAUGCCACUAUAAAUACCCAUUCCAGGUCGUGCAUGAUAACUAUCUCCUGUAUGUAUUUGCUCCAGACCGUGAAAGCCGGCAACGCUGGGUCCUGGCCCUUAAAGAAGAAACAAGGCACAACAACAGUUUGGUAUCCAAGUAUCACCCUAAUUUCUGGAUAGAUGGGAGGUGGAGGUGCUGUGCCCAGUUGGAGAAGCUUGCAGCAGGCUGUGCCGAGUAUGACCCAACCAAGAAUGCUUCAAAGAAGCCUCUUCCUCCUACUCCUGAAGACAACAGGCGGUCACUUCAGGAACCUGACGAAACUUUGGUCAUUGCCUUGUAUGACUACCAAACAAAUGAUCCGCAGGAACUUAUGCUUCGCCGCAAUGAAGAAUAUUACCUGCUGGACAGUUCUGAGAUUCAUUGGUGGAGAGUUCAGGACAGGAAUGGGCAUGAAGGAUAUGUACCAAGCAGUUAUCUGGUGGAAAAAUCUCCAAAUAACCUGGAAACCUAUGAGUGGUACAAUAAGAGCAUCAGCCGUGAUAAAGCUGAAAAACUUCUAUUGGAUACAGGCAAAGAAGGAGCCUUCAUGGUACGAGACUCCAGGACUCCAGGAACAUACACUGUGUCUGUUUUCACCAAGGCCAUUGUAAGUGAGAACAAUCCCUCUAUAAAGCACUAUCAUAUCAAAGAAACAAAUGACAACCCCAAGCGAUACUACGUGGCUGAAAAGUAUGUGUUUGAUUCAAUCCCUCUCCUCAUCAAUUACCACCAACACAAUGGAGGAGGCCUGGUCACUCGACUCCGGUAUCCAGUUUGUUCCUGGAGGCAGAAAGCCCCAGUCACAGCAGGGCUGAGAUAUGGGAAAUGGGUGAUUGAUCCAUCCGAGCUCACUUUUGUGCAGGAGAUUGGCAGUGGGCAGUUUGGGUUGGUGCAUCUUGGCUAUUGGCUCAACAAGGACAAGGUAGCCAUCAAAACCAUUCAGGAAGGGGCCAUGUCAGAAGAGGACUUCAUAGAGGAGGCAGAAGUCAUGAUGAAACUCUCUCACCCCAAAUUGGUCCAGCUCUAUGGGGUAUGCCUAGAGCAGGCCCCCAUCUGCCUGGUGUGUGAGUUCAUGGAGCAUGGCUGUCUGUCAGAUUACCUGCGCAGCCAGCGGGGGGUCUUUGCAGCAGAGACCCUACUGGGCAUGUGCCUGGAUGUAUGUGAGGGUAUGGCCUACCUGGAAGAUGCAUGUGUUAUCCACAGAGACCUGGCUGCCCGAAACUGUCUGGUGGGAGAAAACCAAGUCAUCAAGGUGUCUGACUUUGGGAUGACAAGGUUUGUCCUCGAUGAUCAGUACACCAGUUCCACAGGCACCAAAUUCCCAGUGAAGUGGGCAUCCCCAGAAGUUUUCUCCUUCAGCCGCUACAGCAGCAAGUCAGAUGUGUGGUCAUUUGGUGUCCUGAUGUGGGAAGUAUUCAGUGAAGGCAAAAUCCCAUAUGAAAAUCGAAGCAACUCUGAGGUGGUGGAAGACAUCAGCACUGGAUUUCGAUUGUACAAGCCACGUCUGGCCUCCUCAAAUAUCUACCAGAUCAUGAACCAUUGCUGGAAAGAGAGACCAGAAGAUCGGCCACCCUUUUCCAGCUUGCUGAGUCAACUGGCUGAAAUUGCAGAGUCAGGACUUUAGCAGAGACUUGGUGCCAGGACACGGGCUGCAGAUCCUGAAUAGGGGAGGGAAGCCCUCCCUCCACAGAGCAUUAAAUCUGCCCCCAGUCCAGGACUUCCCAGGGCAGCAUGGCCUGUGAUGCUGGUCCCUGAGCUGCCACGGAUGCAGCACCCUGACAGCAGCCGGCAUUGGUCCACAGGCAGAAGGGUCAGCCACUGCGCUGGGAGCGGGGCCAGAACAGUAGCGAUGUCUCUGCCCUCCCUCUAGCCUCUUGUCACAUGUGGUACACAAGCCUCAAUCUGAAAGCUCAGGCAACAUUUCUUGCACUGCUUCUUAGUGAAAGGGAGAGACAGGGAUAGGAUUCUGUAUUAAUAUUUUUAUUAUUAUUUUAAGCAUGGGUCUAAAGUUGAUGGGACAAAGAAACUCUUGAUGGACCCAGCAACACAGUAAUCUAAGAUAUGGGGGAUAGGGAACCAA